Rotaria socialis is the source of this 1155-nucleotide messenger RNA. NCBI's taxonomy places the organism in Eukaryota, Metazoa, Rotifera, Eurotatoria, Philodinida, Philodinidae. The record is from the annotation of a GenBank genome assembly.
AUGCAACUACUAGACUCUAAAGUGCUAAACGCUAUACGUCAAUCACAAUAUAAACAACUUGCAUUGUUUAUUAGACAUAAUUAUAAUCUCAAUGUUACAACGAAAGAUGGUCGUAAUGGUUUAUUUUUUGCACUUGACAUUAUUGAACCACGGAAACGUCGUCGGAUGAUUCGGUUUUGUUUGGAUCAUAGUAUUGAUGCAUUACAAAAAGAAAAAAAGAAUAACUAUACACCUUUACAUGAAGCUAUUGCACGGCAACAAAUCGAUUCUGUUCAACUUUUACUGGCUAAUGUUGGCGGUGAAAUCGAUUGGCGAUCAUGGGAUGCACACGGUCGUACAAUACUGCAUCAAGCUGUUGAAACCAACAAUGUACCUAUAGUCGAAGCUCUUAUUAUUGUUAUGAAUCAUUAUGGAGUUUCUGUUGAUAUUCCAGAUAGGCACGGUUUAACACCGUAUUUAUUAGCUACAAAACUUCAUUUACGUGAUAUGGCAUUUAUACUUGCAAAUAAAGGACAUGCAAGUCGACAACAACGUGACCCAUCAACGUAUCGAAGUGCUGACGAAUGGGAAAUAGCUGGUAUUGAAGAACAUCGACUAUUUAUACGUAAUAAACUGCGUCAAGAAAUCGAUAAUGCUAAGACUGAAGGAAAAAUUACGAAAGUUAAAAAAUUAAAACAAAUUUAUAAUUCAUCACUGUUAUUAUCAUCCAAUGAAUCAAUUCGUCGUGAUUCUAUUCUAUCGAUGACAACUGUAUCUGGCGUAAAUCCAAAAUCAUCAGUAUCAAUUAAUGAUAUGAUUGAUCAAUUUCCUGAGGGUGAUAUACCCGAGUCAUUUGUUAAUAGUGAACGAGACGAAGAAAUAUUUCAUUUCGAUUCUCUUCACUCACCAACACGAGCUGUACCAUUUUCUCUUCCACCGAUAUCGACUGGACGGCAACAUCGGCCAGCUGUAAAACUCAAUACACUUAUGGAUUUAUUUCAGCUGGUUUCUGAUCAAUUCUCGCCAUCCUAUCGUUUAUCGACUACAAACAAUACGACAACACGAUUCGAUCAAUAUACACGAAGAAAAGCUUCAAUGGUUCCACACCGAAACACAUUAACUACAGUUAAAAAUAAUACAAAUUUAUCGUCUACAGCAAGACAGCGACGCUCUUAG